This is a messenger RNA of Arabidopsis thaliana (thale cress), 815 nucleotides long. RefSeq names its product Plant invertase/pectin methylesterase inhibitor superfamily protein. Gene Ontology annotation, biological process: plant gross anatomical part developmental process. The coding region runs from base 11 to 589 and encodes 192 amino acids. Lineage: Eukaryota; Viridiplantae; Streptophyta; Magnoliopsida; Brassicales; Brassicaceae. The record is from RefSeq and is marked reviewed. Gene Ontology annotation, cellular component: extracellular region. Gene Ontology annotation, molecular function: enzyme inhibitor activity. The transcript has a single exon.
AUUACCUCUAAUGUUUUGCUUCCAAAGAAAAAAAGAAACAAUGAAGUUCUUGAUUUACCUCGUUGUGUUUGUUCUUCUUUUCAAUGGUUUGACGGCCAACAGAGUGGAAAACUCUCUGGUUCAGAAAUAUUGCAAUCAAAGUUCAAAGUACGCGGAACGAUAUUUCUAUAAGUUUUGCAUUGCAUCUCUCGAAGAGAAUGCGGAAAGUCAGAAAGCAAGGAAUAGCAAUGAUUUAACAUUGGUAGGAACGAAUAACGCUUUAUCAAACCUAACAAACGUGAAAAGAAUUGUGGAGAAGAUUUUCAACGAGAGAAAAUAUAAGGGCAGGCUGAGUAAGAAGUUGUUGCAAAAGUGCCUUAAGCUUUAUUCUGAAGGCUAUGACGCGUUAACCUCAGCUUUGAAGUACAUUAAAGUGAGAGAUCUGUUUAAAGUUUCGGUUCAUUUGCAGAAAGCAAAAGAAGCACCAAGCAUUUGCGAAAUGGGAUUCAACGGCGACAAUAAACAAAUAUCUCCGAUGAAGAAAGAAAACGAUGUUCUUUUCGACGUGAUCAAUAUUCCUUACAGUUUUAAUAUGAAUCGACAUGGUUAGAUUAGCGCCUGAAAAGGAACCGGAGGUUGCAUGAGUUUUAUUUUAAUUGAAAAAAGUUAUGAAAGACAAGCUUAGAUCUGUUAAUCAAAAUGAUAUUUAGUAUUUACUAAAAAUAUAUAUGUGUGUGCAUGUGUUGAGAAUGUUUUGUUUAGUUCUCAUAAUCAACAUGAUAAUUACGGUUUAAAUUAAAAGAUUAUAUCCAUGGAUUAACUACUCAUAGAAUAUC